Molecule: messenger RNA, 843 nt
Organism: Neltuma alba
Lineage: Eukaryota; Viridiplantae; Streptophyta; Magnoliopsida; Fabales; Fabaceae
Product: protein PHLOEM PROTEIN 2-LIKE A9
Exons: 3
Coding region: 132-626 (164 amino acids)
Molecular function (GO): carbohydrate binding
Source: RefSeq, a predicted model, not a curated record
ACCAAAGAAAAGCACAGAAGAGGAAAAAAGAGAGCUUUGAAUUUACAAGAAACAAAGAAAGGGGAAGAAGAAGAAGAGGAGGAGAAGAAGGAGGAAGGAGCUAGUUUACACAUAUAUUGCUCGUUUCAAAAAUGAAGAAGCCUCAUCACCUCGCAGAACCUAAUUGUUUUGAAGAAAAGGCUGAGGAUAAUUUUGAGAUUUUUCCCAGAGGACUCAACAUUGUUUGGGGGGACGACCCUCGUUAUUGGAGCCUUGAGACUUCUACGAACGGGGCUGCGACGCUGAUCCAAGUAUCAUGGCUAGACGUAUCAGGUAUGGUGGAAGUUAAGCAGGGAAAGAAAUACAGAGUGACGUUUGAAGUGAUGAUGAAGCCGGACGCGUUCGGGUGGACGGGAAGUCCGGUGCUGGUCAUGGCCAAGGUGGGGAAGAAGGGCAAGUAUACCUACUCCGAGAUCCUUCUGAGUAGCCAUUCCGGUGAGGCCAUCACCAUCCCGGACGGUGGGGUCGAAGUCGACCUGACGCAAGGGUCGGAGAAGAAGAUUUACUUUGGGCUCUAUGAAGUUUGGAGUGGCAAAUGGAAGGGAGGGCUUAUGAUCAAGAAGGCCAAGGUCGAACCCGUAACUUAAAGCGACACACAUAUACACACCUUCUCUUCUUUGUUUGCUGAUCUUUAAUUAUAUUAGUCAAUAAGAUCUUCGUCGUCGUCGUCGUCGAUCAUGAGAAAUUAAUGCCAGUGUCUGUUUUAUUUGUGUAAUAAUGAAUAACGUGUUUGCAAUUAUAUAUGCUCUACGCGUAUGUAUUUGGAACGCAUUCUAUAUGCGUAUUUGUACUUUUGUGUGCUGU